Molecule: messenger RNA, 2053 nt
Organism: Dermatophagoides pteronyssinus (European house dust mite)
Lineage: Eukaryota; Metazoa; Arthropoda; Arachnida; Sarcoptiformes; Pyroglyphidae
Biological process (GO): muscle structure development; actin cytoskeleton organization
Cellular component (GO): stress fiber; filamentous actin; adherens junction
Molecular function (GO): muscle alpha-actinin binding; actin binding
Source: RefSeq, a predicted model, not a curated record
CAUUUUUAUCCGAAUACAUGAAUAUCGGUUCUUUUGUUUUUAUCUUUUCCCUUUUUGGUUUUUUUCCUCGAUUACCAAAACACAAAGCAAACCGCCGUCGAACGAUUUUGAUUUAUAUUAUGUGAUUUAUUCAUAGUAAUACUCAAUUCUAUCAAAUUUGAUUGAUUCAUUUAAUAACUCAUAAAAGUCAUAAAUUUAAAAAAAAACAUGCCACCUUUUAAAAAACCAACUUUGGUAACAUUACGACGACCGAAUCCAAGCCAAGCUUGGGGUUUCCGUUUAGGUGGUGGUGCUGAAAUUGGUCAACCAUUUCAGAUACAAAAAGUCACACCAGAUAGUUUAGCUUAUUUGGGUGGCCUUUCUGAAGGUGAUGAAUUAGUUCGAAUUGGAAACAUUUCUUUACGUGGCCUAACACAUGAUGAAGUUCAACAAAUUAUUCUUCGAUGUACACAUUGUAUUGAUCUAUUUAUUCUUUGCGAUGAUGGUCGUGAUGUUGAACCACGAAUUGAAAGAAACGUAGAAAUUAUUUCGGAAAGAUCGGAUGUACCUCAUAUGGAACGUCCACCACAUUUUCCACCAAUUCCAUUCAAGCCACCUAUUUAUUCACAUUAUCAGCAACAACAACAGCAACCACAAUUACAACAGCAACAGCCCAAUCAAAUAAUGUCGGGCAAUUAUCAAGUUGGUAUUCAGCCAACACAGGUACAAAUGCAAAUGAUGGUCCCACCACCAAUGCUAAAUGGAAAUCAAGGUAAAUUUCUCGAUACACAAUCGUUUAAUAGUCCAUCACCUGAUUCUGCAAUCGGACAAUUUAAACCUAUACAAAGUCCUGAACCAAAUAACAAUAUUAUACAAAGAUCUAAUCAACAACAACAACAACAAAAACUUAUACGUCCAGAAGCAACACAACCAGGACAACCUCGAAAAGAUAUGCGUGUUUUUGGUAUCAAUCCACGCUCACCAUCAAAAUCUCCGAGUCGAAUGCUGUUGAAUCAUUCAAUGUCAGUGACAACACCAACGUCAAACUAUUCAUCAUUAUCACCGGCAUUUCCUCAACAGCAACAGCAACCACAACAACAAUUGAUGCAACAAGUUACACAAUCAACACCAUCAACACCUACAAUUGGUAGAAAUUUCAAUUUUAACGAUACAAAUAACAAUCCUAUUCGUGUUGAUUCGAAUAAAAAAAUAUUUGGCUUAUCAAAUACAAAUCAUACAAUGGUAAAAUCAAUCGAACCGAUUGGUAAUCAUGGUGUACAACCGGUUAAUAAUGAGAAAAAAUAUUUUGGUGUCAAUCAACGACAACGAUUAAAUUCAAUUAGUUCGGAUCGUGAUUGGAAAGAUCCAUUACCUAUUGUGAAUAUUCCAAAUGUUGAUCAAUUGUUACCAUCACAGACAAGACAAAUGCAAACAUAUAUUAAUCAAACACCGCCGACAAUUAAAAAUUUACGACCAUCAUUAUCCGGUAUUGAGCGAAGAAAAAUUCGUCCAGUAUGGCCACCACCAUUACCGAACGUACAUAAAGGUGCAUAUGUUGAAGGUCGAGAUUCACCACAUAAUCAAGAAUAUGCAUGGCCACCAAGUCGAGCACAAUCUGUUGAUCGUGAUUUUGGUUAUGGUGAUCGUCCUAGUUCACCAUUUGUUAAUUAUGGUCGUGUACGUUCAUCAACUCGUAUUUGGCCACCACCAAGUAAUGCAACACCAGCCGGUAGAUCCGGUUAUAUACCGGAUGAAAAUGAUGACACAAAUUAUGCAUAUAAUCCAAGUCGUGAACAAAGUCCAGCCCCCGGUUGGAUUAGCUCACAUGUACCCAAUACUUAUCGUACACCGCCUGGAACACAAUUUAUUGCAACAACAGGAUUAAUACAAGAUUUUUAAAUCAUAUAAACCAAAUUAGACGAAAAAAAAAUCUUUUUUUUCCACUUAAUCAACCAUCUUAUUAUUUUUGCCUUUCCCAUUAAUAGUUAAAGUUUUUUUUUCUGUGUCUAUUCUUUCUUGCCUGUUCACACACAAACAUAUAUUUCAUAAUCAUAAUGAACAACAAAACAAAACU